AUGAACACAGACCGUUCACCAAACAAACAGUCUUAUACCCCAUUACCGGUACACCCAUCUGGGCACCAAGUGUCCAUCAACCCAACCUCAAGAAGCUCCCUCAAGGAGCUGGAAUCCCACUCGUUGCUGGUACGCCCAUCUGGGUGCCAAGUACCUGUCAACCCAACCUCAGGAAACUCCCUCAAGGAGCUGUUAUAUCACUCGCUACCGGUACCCGACUCCACAGCAACGUCUUCCCCAUGGGGUGAUGUGCGAACCUCGCCUGAAGCCGUUCAGAGGGGACGAGAUCUCACACUCAUCAUAGAGGCCAUCAGAGAGUUCGAGGGUGGAGUUUUCAAUGAUCCUGACACCCCCAUGACCAAAAUCCGUAAUUGGCAGAGGAUCAUGCCAGCCUGGCUCGAAAGAGAACUCGUCCCUGAUGACAGUGCUAAGCCAACACUGCAAUAUCGGCUUGCACCCCUAGAUUGA
Messenger RNA from Cantharellus anzutake, 468 nucleotides. RefSeq lists its product as uncharacterized. Bases 1 to 468 code for a protein of 155 amino acids. The record is from RefSeq and is a predicted model, not a curated record. Lineage: Eukaryota; Fungi; Basidiomycota; Agaricomycetes; Cantharellales; Hydnaceae. The transcript has 2 exons.